AUGGCCAUCAUCACCACCAACUUCCACCACUGCCACCACCACUACCUUCCACCACCAUCAUUACCGCCACCACCACUGCUCUCACCAUUAUCGUCACCAUUGUCACCGCCACCUUCCACCGUCACUGCCGUCUUUUACCACUGUAGCUGCCUUCCUCCAUCAUCACGUUGCCGUCUCCACUACCUUUCGUCGCCACUGCCACCAACACUAUUACCGCCACCAACUUCCAUUACCACCGCAACCACUUCCACCUCCACCGCCACCACCACCGCCAUUGACUUCCAUCACCGCCACCACCACCGCCACCUUUACCUCCACUGCCAUCAACUUCCAUCACCACCGCCAUCGCCGCCACCACCUUCACUGGCUUUCACAGCCUUCUACCACCACUACUGA
Messenger RNA from Cornus florida, 396 nucleotides. Its product is annotated as lysine-rich arabinogalactan protein 19-like. NCBI's taxonomy places the organism in Eukaryota, Viridiplantae, Streptophyta, Magnoliopsida, Cornales, Cornaceae. The record is from RefSeq and is a predicted model, not a curated record. Bases 1 to 396 code for a protein of 131 amino acids. The transcript has a single exon.